This is a messenger RNA of Nycticebus coucang (slow loris), 3942 nucleotides long. It is a transcript of the gene MAG, whose product is annotated as myelin associated glycoprotein. The record is from RefSeq and is a predicted model, not a curated record. The transcript has 10 exons. The coding region runs from base 1410 to 3596 and encodes 728 amino acids. NCBI's taxonomy places the organism in Eukaryota, Metazoa, Chordata, Mammalia, Primates, Lorisidae.
GGUCACUGGGAAUGGCCACUAAUUUAGGAUGCAGGAGGGUGUGGUUUGGGCUUGCUUUGGGGAUGGGCUGGGAUGAUGUUUGGGACAGGGAUGGGGACUUUGGAAAGAGUCCACAGAGAGGAAGCACACAGGGUGCUACUGGGCACCCCUGGCUGAGGUUCUGCAGGAGCAGCUGCCCUGCGGCUCUCACCGGUGGGGCAGACAGGUGGGGCUGUCCUGGGUUGGGGGAAGAGCAGAUGCCUAAGUGACAAGGCACGUGCACCCUGCAGACUGGGAAUAGGUGGGGGCAGCGGGCCGUGAGUGAGCAGGAUUCGGCACCCAGGUGCAUGACAAGUGUGUGUGUGUGUGUGCGCGCGCGUGCGUGUGUCCACACCUGCAUGCCCGCCCUGCACCUCUCUUGUGUGGAUCCCAGUUUGCGUCCAUGUUCCUCAGCUCUUUUCCUUAUGCCCUACUAAGGAAACUUUCUGGGUGUGUCUUUCCUCAUCCCACCCUUGAAAUUGUAACACUGCGGAUACACUGUCCAUGCGCUCAUGUAUCACUGCUCUCAGGGAGCAGGACACAUAGUAACAGAUCAGAUUGUUUCCGCCCCAACCUGGGAACAAGUUUUCAUCAUCCUCCUUAAGAAUGUGUGGCCUCUGCAGGGGUUUCACAUGUCUGCUCAGCCUGUGCCCCAGUCCCCUCCUGCGUCUAACUCCUGUACCCUCCUGUGGCAGGUGCAAGGGUGACAUGAUGUUAUGUGUCCAUCUGUGAGUGUCUGGGCGGACCCAUAUAGCGACAGCUCAGUGUGUAGGGGGGUGGGGGAGUGUCUUUGCAUCUUGGCGAGCCUGAAUGCCAGGCCGGUCUCUGUCCAGGUGGGUGUGGAGCCCAGGCGUGACUUUGUGGCCAUGUGAGUACCAGGACAUCUCUGUGGGCCCGGGGGGCUCAGUGCCUGCAUGUGUGCACAGGGCCUCUGUUGAGCGAGCCUGCUCCUUCUGGCAGCGACUAGACCUGUCACAUUUCAUAGCAGUGUUUGGAUAUGUCUGCAUGUUUCUGUGUCUGUGGGAGGGGGCAGCGAAGGCUGGGAAAAGCACGUGGAAAUCCUGGCUCCAACCUCGAGGCGUCCCAGUGCCAGAGACUCCUUAACCCCCACCUGGGUCCCUCCUGGCCCCACUCAGGAUGAGACACAAUUUCCCUGAGGGAACAGGACUCUUUUGUACCAGCCAGUGGCCUCUGGAGAGGGUGGGGACACUAGGGGCCGUCUGUGGGGUGGGAGAGGGCGGCAGGAAUUCACGCGGCAUGUUGGGAAUGCUGAUGCUGUGAAACCCAGUCAUUGAUGGACUGUGUCCCUGCCGGCCACCCCCAGGCCUCAGCCGUGGGACAUCUGCUCCCUCACCCCCUCACCCCCUCACCACACCCCGGCCUUGCCCCCCAUGCUGCUGUCCUCCCCUUCCCACAGUUUUCCCACAUCCCAGCUUGUGGGGAGGUGUUGCUGUGGAGUGGCUUCAGGGCUGUGUGGGAGGGUCCCAAGCAUCUGCCAGCAAGAGACACCAUGUGGCAGUCUUACAAAGGGCUGCGACCUGUGUAGGGGACACCAAAGGAGCAGGGCAGUGGGUGCUCAGGCCCCUGCCCCCUCGCACCUGUCUGACUCCUCUUCCAGGUUGGCUGGCAGCUUCAAGUGGAACCAGAGGACGUUCUCCACUCAGGGAGAUAGAGCUAUCACUAGCUUGCUGUACAAGAUGAUAUUCCUCACUGCACUGCCCCUGUUUUGGAUUAUGAUUUCAGCCUCUCGAGGGGGUCACUGGGGGGCCUGGAUGCCCUCGUCCAUCUCAGCCUUUGAAGGUACCUGUGUGUCCAUCCCCUGCCGCUUCGACUUCCCGGAUGAGCUGAGGCCAGCUGUCGUGCAUGGCGUCUGGUACUUCAACAGCCCCUACCCCAAGAACUACCCACCAGUGGUCUUCAAGUCACGCACCCAAGUCGUCCAUGAGAGCUUCCAGGGCCGCAGCCGCCUCCUGGGGGACCUGGGCCUGCGCAACUGCACCCUCCUGCUCAACAACGUCAGCCCCGAGCUCGGGGGCAAGUACUACUUCCGCGGGGACCUGGGCGGCUACAACCAGUACACCUUCUCCGAGCACAGCGUCCUGGACGUCAUCAACACCCCCAACAUCGUGGUGCCCCCGGAGGUGGUGGCGGGCACGGAAGUGGAGGUCAGUUGCAUGGUGCCGGACAACUGUCCGGAGCUGCGCCCGGAGCUGAGCUGGCUGGGCCAUGAGGGGCUGGGCGAGCCGGCUGUGCUGGGUCGACUGCGCGAGGACGAGGGCACUUGGGUGCAGGUGUCCCUGCUGCACUUUGUGCCCACCAGCGAGGCCAACGGCCACAGGCUGGGCUGCCAGGCCUCCUUCCCCAACACCAGCCUGCAGUUCGAGGGCUACGCCAGCCUGGACGUCAAGUACCCCCCGGUGAUCGUGGAGAUGAACUCCUCAGUGGAGGCCAUUGAGGGCUCCCACGUCAGCCUCCUCUGUGGGGCAGACAGCAACCCCCUGCCGCUGCUGACCUGGAUGCGUGACGGGACCGUGAUGCGGGAGGCCGUGGCCGAGAGCCUGCUGCUGGAGCUGGAGGAGGUGACCCCUGAGGAGGAUGGCGUCUAUGCCUGCCUGGCAGAGAACGCCUAUGGCCAGGACAACCGCACCGUGGACCUCAGUGUCAUGUAUGCUCCCUGGAAGCCGACAGUAAACGGGACAAUGGUGGCCGUGGAGGGGGAGACAGUCUCCAUCUCAUGCUCUACACAGAGCAAGCCGGACCCCAUUCUCACCAUCUUCAAGGAGAAGCAGAUCCUGGCCACGGUCAUCUAUGAGAGUGAACUGCAGCUGGAGCUGCCGGCAGUCAAGCCCGAGGAUGAUGGAGAGUACUGGUGUGUGGCUGAGAAUCAGUAUGGCCAGAGGGCCACCGCCUUCAAUCUGUCUGUGGAAUUUGCCCCUGUGAUCCUCCUGGAGUCGCACUGUGCAGCCGCUCGGGACACAGUGCAGUGCCUUUGUGUGGUGAAGUCCAACCCAGAGCCGUCCGUGGCCUUUGAGUUGCCUUCACGCAAUGUGACGGUGAAUGAGACGGAGAGGGAGUUCGUGUACUCAGAGCGCAGCGGCCUCCUGCUCACCAGCAUCCUCACACUGCGGGGGCAGGCCCAGGCCCCGCCCCGGGUCAUCUGCACCUCAAGGAACCUCUACGGCACCAAGAGCCUGGAGCUGCCCUUCCAGGGAGCCCACCGACUGAUGUGGGCCAAGAUUGGGCCAGUGGGAGCCGUGGUUGCCUUUGCCAUCCUAAUUGCCAUCAUCUGCUAUAUUACCCAGACACGCAGGAAAAAGAAUGUGACAGAGAGCCCGAGCUUCUCAGCAGGGGACAACCCUCCUGUCCUGUUCAGCAGUGACUUCCGCAUAUCUGGGGCACCUGAGAAGUAUGAGAGUGAGAGGCGCCUGGGAUCCGAAAGGAGGCUACUGGGGCUUCGUGGGGAGCCCCCGGAGCUGGACCUGAGCUAUUCCCAGUCGGACCUGGGAAAACGACCCACCAAGGACAGCUACACUCUGACAGAGGAGCUAGCUGAGUAUGCUGAAAUCCGUGUCAAGUGAGGGAGCUGGGGGCAGCCUGCGUGGCCACCCCCCCCUCAGGACCCUCGCUGGCCCCCACUGGCUGUGGGCUCCCUUCUUCCCUAAAGUAGUGGGGGGCUGGGGUAGGAAGGGGAUGGGGCAGGUGACAGUCCUGGGGCCUGGCCUCCCCUCCUCCCCAGCUGCCCUCCUUGCCCACACCUACACCCCACAUUUCAGCUCCCCUCUACUCUCCUUUAACCUCUUCUGUCUGGAGGGGAGCUCUGUCUGUCCGUGUUAUUUAUUGCUACCCCCCUGCCUGGUCAUCUGCCCCCAUACCUGGCCCCAGGGCCUUUACAAAAGGGACAUGAAAUAAAUGCCCCAAAGCCAA